AGAUGGACAUUGAAUCAACCGAGCUUAGGAUACUUGGAGGCACUUUGAGCUGCUGAACCCCUGUACAAUCUCCACCUCGACCUGGCCCGGGCUUGGAUGGUACUGUACCAUUCAGUGCACCUCCCUGCUGUGCCGUGUCUCUCCUGCAGCAAGCGCCUCUACGUAGGUCGAGGUUGCUCACUCUAGCUCUCCCGUUGUGUUCUGUUGCUCCAAUUGCUUAGGUUAAUAUUAAGGCAGCCAACGUUAGUGUGUGCCAACCAGAUGCCGUAUCUCCUUCUCCACGCCCGCGCUGCUCUCUCCUACUUCGUCUCCGUCCGUGGCUUCGUUUCCCGUCCCUUCCUCACAUUAAUUCCACCAGUCUCCCCCUUCAUCCUUCUUUCCCUUUUUCUCCUCACUCUCAACGAUACCCUCACACUCAACCCCCACUGUCGUCAUCGCAGGCCAUUCUGUGAAGUUGUCCUCCUUCACAUUGACCAUCACCUAAACCUCAACCUUCAUCAGCUUCCUCGUCUACUCCGUAGCUACCGCGCAUUCAAGAUGACUGACUGGACAACGGGCAUAAUGCCGCUGCACCAGGUGCACAAGCCUCCUUUCACUAUCGAGGCUCCUGGCUACGAGAAGGUCCCUGGCGAAACCAUUCCUCGACGUCACCCCAAGGCCAAGGACGGCCUCAUCAACUAUCCUGCUCCCGAUGCCAGGACCGUCUUCCAGGUCGUUGAGCGCAGCGCUCGACUCUACCCCAACCAUCAUGCUGUCGGUGCCCGCAAGCUCAUUAACAUGCACACUGAGAAGAAGAAGAUCAAGAAGAACGUCGAUGGCGAGAUCCAGGAAGUCGAGAAGGAGUGGUCCUACUUCGAGUUGACUGGCUUCGAAUACUUGACUUACCAACAGUACCUCCAGCGCGUUCUGCAGAUUGGCUCCGGUCUACGGAAGCUGGGCUUGACCAGUGACGACAAGCUUCAUAUUUUCGGUACCACCAGCAUCGGUUGGAUCUCUACUUCCCACGCAGCUGCCUCACAGUCCAUCUCAAUUGUCACCGCCUACGAUACACUUGGUCCCAGUGGUGUUGAGCACUCUCUCGUUCAGACCGAAUGUAGCGCCAUGUACGUCGAUUCGCAACUCCUCAAGACUGCUUCAGAGCCUAUCAAGAAGUCGUCCGUCAAAACCGUCAUCGUCAACGACCGAACGAUCUUUGCCAAGGGUGGUGAGCUCGAGGCCUUCAGGGCCGAUCAUCCUGAUCUGAAGAUCGUCACUCUCGAGGAACUUCGCCAGCUCGGUGAAGAUAAUCCCGUUGAGCCGAACCCGGCUAAGCCAUCCGACCUUUACUGUAUCAUGUACACUUCUGGUUCCACUGGUCUGCCCAAGGGUGCUUGCAUCACCCACGAAGCUCUUAUUGCUGGAGUCACCAGUUUGUACACCUGUGUCGAAGAAUGCGUUAGCGAUAAGGAAUGUAUUCUUGCCUACUUACCCCUCGCUCAUAUUUUCGAAAUGGCCCUCGAAAACCUCGUUAUGUACAUUGGAGGAACUCUUGGAUACGGAAACCCGCGAACGCUUUCCGAUGCAUCAAUGAAGAAUUGCGCUGGUGAUAUGCGCGAGUUCAAGCCCACUGUCAUGGUUGGCGUUCCCCAAAUUUGGGAGACUGUGAGGAAGGGUAUCACAGCCAAGCUCGAGGCUGCCAGUCCUCUCCUCAAGAACCUCUUCUGGGGCGCCUACAACUGGAAGGCGUUCGCCUCUAAGAACAAGCUGCCUCUGGCGAGCUUAUUUGACAGCAUCGUGUUUGGCAAAGUCCGUGAACUGACGGGUGGUCGUAUGCGCUUCACUAUGAAUGGCGCCAGUGGUAUUUCCGAUGGUACAAAGAACUUCAUUUCGUUGGUCGUUGCUCCCAUGUUGGCUGGUUAUGGCCUCACUGAGACCUGCGCCAAUGGCUCUCUAGGCUGUCCACUUGAGUUCUCCCCCGAUGCCAUUGGUCCUACCCCUUGCGCUUGCGAAGUCAAGCUUGUUGCACUUCCUGAGCUGGGCUACUCAACUGAAGCCAAGGUUCCACAAGGUGAGAUCUGGAUCAAGGGUUUGCCAGUUAUGACUAAAUACUGGAACAAUCCCGAGGAGACAGAAAAGGCCCUUACUCCUGACGGCUGGUUCAAGACUGGUGAUAUCGGAGAAUUCAAUGCUCAGGGUCACCUUCGAGUCUUUGACCGCGUCAAGAAUCUCGUCAAGAUGCAGGGCGGCGAAUACAUCGCCCUUGAGAAACUCGAGUCUGUGUACCGUGGUGUCCAGUCGGUGGCCAACGUUAUGGUCCACGCCGAUCCCGAGCACUCACGCCCUAUUGCCGUUAUCAUGCCGAACGAGAAAGUCUUGCACGAGAAGGCCAAGGAGCUGGGUGUUGAUGAGCACAACCUCCAUACCGUCCACACCAACCCCAAGAUGGUCAGCUUUGUUCUUAAGGAUCUCCAAGGUGCUGCGAAACGUGCUGGUUUGAGCAGUAUUGAGAUCGUCACUGGCGUUUUGAUCACCGACGAAGAGUGGACAUCGGAUAAUGGACUCCUCACCGCUACUCAGAAGCUGAACCGACGCAAGAUCACCGAACACUUCAAGAAGGAUAUCGCUGCCACCCUCAAGAGCACCGGCUCGUGAUUAACGAUUGAAUAGGUGAGAUGAUUUAAUGGUCGAACAUCUGGUUUGAAAGUCGAAAGAAUGGAUACCAAGAGAGAAGAUGGAAAGAUGUGUGUAUCGACUUUUGAUGCGAGUUUGUUUUCAGUGUCUGUAAUUACUUUUGCGGCGUUGGCUUCAUGAUAUCUUGAAGGGAAUUUUGAACGACAAUGGAACUCGGCUCCGGGCCAUUUUAUGGUUGCUCACCAGGUCCUACUCUUUUUCGCCGGGGAUGAUCUGAUGUGAGCUGACAUGUGAUUCUGUAAAUCGAACUUGGCGUGUGAGAACCAUUGGCUGGCAACCAUGGAAAGGUGUUCAAGACGUAGAAUAUUGUAACUCUUUGCCUGGCCUAGU
Fusarium oxysporum Fo47 is the source of this 3000-nucleotide messenger RNA. RefSeq lists its product as uncharacterized. The coding region runs from base 262 to 2631 and encodes 789 amino acids. Gene Ontology annotation, cellular component: lipid droplet; plasma membrane; endoplasmic reticulum. The record is from RefSeq and is a predicted model, not a curated record. Gene Ontology annotation, biological process: long-chain fatty acid metabolic process; long-chain fatty-acyl-CoA metabolic process. The transcript has 4 exons. Gene Ontology annotation, molecular function: long-chain fatty acid-CoA ligase activity. NCBI's taxonomy places the organism in Eukaryota, Fungi, Ascomycota, Sordariomycetes, Hypocreales, Nectriaceae.